This is a messenger RNA of Letharia columbiana, 315 nucleotides long. RefSeq lists its product as uncharacterized. Gene Ontology annotation, cellular component: preribosome, large subunit precursor. Gene Ontology annotation, biological process: ribosomal large subunit assembly. The record is from RefSeq and is a predicted model, not a curated record. The transcript has 3 exons. Lineage: Eukaryota; Fungi; Ascomycota; Lecanoromycetes; Lecanorales; Parmeliaceae. Bases 1 to 315 code for a protein of 104 amino acids.
AUGGGAAAAUCGAAGAAACCGAAGCCAGAGCCCAAGAGCCCGAGUCCAGCAACAUCCUCACGGGCAAUCACGGAGUCAGAGGAGCCUGUUAGUCCAGCAGAAGACCCCACAGCGGAGGCCUCACCACCGCCCAAAGAGGAUUUCGAAUCGUACUACAUCAAACGGGUCACGGCGGAAUUCGCAGACGACAUCGACAAACUGCGGAAUGCCCCCGAUUUUAGCGAGGAAUCUGUGCCGGUGUUGAUCCAGGCGCUGAAACAGGGUUCGAAAGGGUUUAGUGAUGAGGACAAGGAGAAAGUAAUGAGAGGGAGGUAG